Molecule: messenger RNA, 6418 nt
Organism: Menidia menidia (Atlantic silverside)
Lineage: Eukaryota; Metazoa; Chordata; Actinopteri; Atheriniformes; Atherinopsidae
Source: the annotation of a GenBank genome assembly
CCAGGUCCGCCUGAGCUCAUACUGAAGUCCUACAUCACAAGUCUAUAUCCUCAACAACACGGCUAUGAAAAGGGAGCUGAGUUCUAAAAUAAAAGCUGUGAUCAAAUGCUGGGUGAUGGCAGAAAAAAAGAAGUACAGUCAUCAAGCACAGUCACCAAGACUGAAGCGCUAGGUGACAGGCUCCUCAAGAGGAACCAACAGGAGUCCUGAUGGAUGUUUCCCUCCUCUGUACAGAUGACCAAAGACGGUCAGCACCAGCUCUCACAGACAGUCAAACUAGGGAUUCAGAGGAUUCUGUUUGUGUUUUAUUGUCUGCCCAUCAAACAGUGACAGAUUCUGUGUGUGACUUUCCUGUCAUUUCAAAAAUUUCCACUGAAGAAAAGAUCACAGAUUCCAACAGUUUAACACCUUCAUCAUCCAACUGGCCUUCAUCACAGAGACUUUCACUCUGUUCAGAGCCACCACCAAAGGAUGAAGAUCUCAGGCUCUGUUGUUGCUCGGGCGCAUUGGAACCUACGUUGCCCCUUUUGCCUCAGCUCUCCUGUAGCUUUAUUCCAUCCCAAUCCUCCUUCGCAGCAUUUUGCGUAAAUCAAGACUCAUCACACCCCUUCUCUGCUGGGCAGGAAAUGAGCACACCUACAGCCCCUGUGGCUGAGGGCUCCGGGGCAGCUGGGGGUUUGAUAGAGCCGUUUGCCACUGAGACCUUCACCAGCUGCAGCCUGGACUCCAGACACUGUCAGCCGGCUCCUUUGUCUAGGUCGUUAUCACCUCAGUCAGAUAGUUUGGAUAGUGAUUCAGCUGGAGCGCCAACGUCAGACCUUUAUAUUUCUGAAAGUGACACGCAUGACUUUGCUCCGAGCCAAACUCUAGAUCCACAUCACAUUAUAUGUCCCGAAUGCCAGUCAUUUUCAGAUAAGAGAGUGGGGCAAACUAAGCCUGAUUAUGAUACACGUGUCCUGGUGUGCGAUUCAGCCGGCAUUGUGACACGAUGUCAUCAUGGCUCUAGUGAGAUGCCAGCUAUUGAGGGCGGUGUGUCAGAAGUGAGCAAGCACGAAGAGUUACGAGCACCUGCCACGGAAGCCUGGGAGGUGGGCUCGAUGCCGGUAAAUGACGGGAGAUUAGGAAAAGCGGGGGUCACUGGUUUAACCCCGCAGCGCACGGACAGCCCCGUUGAGCUCUGGCUGGACGCUUGUCAGUAUCUGACCGGUGAGGACACAGAAGGCUGGGAGAUUGUGGACAGACAACAUCAGUCUGUGAUGCAAGAAGGUCCCUCAACUGAGUCCUGUUCUCCGCAAGGAGACAGGAAAGUCUCAGAUUACAACCGAGAUGGUGGCAUGGGGAUUGGCUGGUCCUGUGAUGACACCAGAGGUUGGGGCCCACCGGUUGAGAGGUGGUCAUCUGUGGACAGCUGGGCGACGGCACUUUCCGACUGGACAGGAAUCCUUGAGGCUCCACCAGAAGACAUCACAGCUGCCUUUGCGGAAAUAGGGGCUGAGAUAGAUGCUUUGACUCAGGCUCUAGAGGAGGUAAAUACUCACAUAGAGUCAGACCUACUGCAGGUAGAUAAAGAAACAGCAGCUGAGGAACAACUACGGAAAACCAUGGGAAUCCAGGAUCAGCCUCAGAACACUCAAAAUAUUCCGGAGAGCUCCAUUUACUCUGAGCAAAGCUGCCUCUCUUUUUGCCUUGACGCCCCGGAACCUGAACACCAUGACAAGGAGCGAUCCCAGGGCGUUAAAUCCUUAUGUGAUCCACUAACCAACAAACAAGAAGAACAGGAGCCAGAAGAGCCCCAGAUGUGCCAGGAAGAACACUUCCCUCUCACCUCUGCCCAGCACUCAUCCACUGAUUCAUCCAAUAAGACUGUGCUGUCUCUUGGAGGGCAGAGUGUGGAUGCUGCCCCGGCAUCCUCUGUUGAUUUGGAUCUUUUUCACUUCGACGGCCACACAGAGUCCUUUCAUGAUUUAUUGAUGGGCAAAAAGGAUGAACCAAUUAUCCUGAAUAUAACAGAGGAUACAGAUUCAAUCAUGCCUUCACAGCAGGUAUUUGAAGAGCCCCUUGGAGAUGACCUGACGCAUGAAUCUGGUUUACCCCAGCUGGGCUCAGUGACCACAGAACUGAUUGAUUGGGAUCCAAAUCAGACUGAAACACAUCUGAACCUCCUCACCGCAUACGCUGGUACAACCCCAGACGUGCGCGGUGUGGACGCACAACCUGAUCUGCACGUUCAUGAGUCAUUCAACACUUUACCAGCCCUUGAUGGAGCCCAUCAAGAGGCGCCACAGUUUGGGAGGCCAGAGUUUAUUAUGCCUUUAGCUCCUCUCAGUUUCGGCUCCUCCCUCAUCUGUUGGACGAACAGCAGUUUGGAAGGAGAUCAGACUUGUACCAAAAGAUCUCUCACCGACAGCCACGGUUGUGAUCACAUCCAGCCUUGCACGUUCUGCCCUAUCCCAGAUGACAAAUCUUCUAAAGACAAGCAAAAUCACAAAAAGCAGAGUUUAACAAACACUUCUGAGGAACAGUCUCUGGGACAACUGAAGCAGUUUCCCACCAAUGAUACUGUGAAGUGUCUCCUUGCAGCAAGAGAAACUGAGAUUGAUGACCUCAGAGGAGAAAGAUCAAAGUUCCCAUUUUUUGCCGCUGAUCGUUUCAUCGUCUCAGAGGAGAGCCGUUUAGCGUGCAUCACUUUAGAUUUGGAUGACCCAUUUUUCUCUGGGUCAGCAGAAGCCACACCCACAAUCGCAGUAUCUGAGAAAUCCAAACAGAAGAUGCCUCACAAAACUCACAAGCAUCCCUCAGAGAGCAAAACACGCUCCAAAAAGGACAAAUCAUCUGGUCAUAUUCACACUGAGCAUACAGACGUAAAAACAGAGAGCACAUCUCCUCAAGUCAUCCAGCAAAUCUGCAAAGAAAAUCAAGCCAAUGGGAACAGUCCGGCUGAGACUGAGGCCAAAGAGGCUAAACCGGUGAUUGGUACUGUUGUGGGCACUGAGAAGGGUACAAGCAAGCACAGCAAGAAGAAAAAGAGGCAUGGUCCGAAUACAACAACAAAGAGUGCAGGGGAGCCUUCAAAUGAUUUGGAGAUUGGAGCGAAACCGAAGACUGCAAAGGGAAGACCAGAGAUGAUUGAAGUCAAGCUGGGAUCAAAAACUGGAAAAGCUCAUAAAGAGGCUGACCAGUCAGUUAGUACGGAGAAAAAAGCUCAACAACCAGAGGAGGGUCCACCCCAGGAAGAACAAGCUCACCACCACAAAGAUCAUAAAGACCACAAGUCCAAAUGCUUGUCCAGUCCUCUGAAGGAUGAUGUCAUUAAAAGGCGACGUGUGUCAGGAGACAAGUUUGGGAAGCUUGUCAGUGUUUUGGAAUCUAAACUACCAAAGGCAGAGUCUCCAUUCAAGGGAAAGGGAGCACAGACCCAGGCAGAUGUUGGGGUGGCUCAUAAGAAGGCGUACAGUGAGGUGGUCAAACAGAACAUACCAGCAGAAGAUCCCAAGGCGGUGCAGCCUAUCCAGGCAGUGUCAGUCAGUGGGGACCCUCAGAGUCUGUGUCUGUGGUGCCAGUUUUCGGCUGUCUUCUCUGACUAUACUGUGAGCUGGACCAGAGAUGGAAAAGUCCUGGCUGAGAUCAAAAGGAGCGCAGGGGAUGAGAGCAGAGUGUCACUGACCAUCAGCAAUGCGUCUCACAAAGACCUGGGCAAGUACCAGUGUCGGCUCAGCAGCUUACAUGGAUCCAUCACACUGGACUACCUUCUCACAUACGAAACGGCCCCUGUAGAGGGGUGCAGCGAAGAGGAGGAUGUCCACUGUUCCGGACUCUUGUUCAAAGAGGACUUCCUUUCAGAGCAAUACUUCGGAGAGAAACAUGUAGCCAGCAUUGUUACUGAAAAGGUCCACUUUGGGGAGGGAAUGCAUCGACGGGCCUUUCGGACCAAGCUGCAGGCGGGUCAGAUCCCGCUGCUGGUGCAGGGACACUCCUGUGUGCUGAAGGUGCACAACGCCAUCAGCUAUGGGACCAAGAACGACGAGCUUGUUCAGAAGAACUUCAACUUGGCUGUGGAGGAGUGUCAUGUGCAGAACACAGCGAGAGAGUACAUCAAAGCCUACACCACCGCAGCGCAGGCCAUUGAAGCCUUUGGGGACGUCCCAGAUAUCAUUCCCAUCUAUCUGGUCCACCGUCCUUCCAACGACAUCCCCUACGCCACACUGGAGGAAGAGCUGAUCGGUGAUUUUGUCAAAUAUUCGGUUAAGGACGGUAAGGAGAUCAACUUGAAGAGACGGGACUCCGAGGCAGGACAGAAAUGCUGUGCUUUCCAGCACUGGGUCUUCCACAACACAGAGGGAAACCUACUGGUUACUGAUAUGCAAGGAGUGGGAAUGAGGCUCACAGAUGUCGGAAUAGCCACUUGUAAGAAAGGAUAUAAGGGAUUUAAAGGAAACUGCGCCACCUCCUUCAUUGACCAGUUCAAAGCCUUGCAUCAGUGCAACAAGUACUGUGAGAUCCUGGGGCUCAAAUCCAUGCAACCCAAACCCAAAAAGCCAGCAGCUCCUCCGAAACCCAAGCCCCAACCUACUGCUGCACCCAAGAAGAAAACAUUUGGGCCAACGCUGAAGGGCAAGUCCUAACAGGAGGAGAAUCUUGGACCCUUUUCACCAGGAUUUCAAAGAGAAAUCAGUCUUGGCUUGACACUGGCAACCAGCUGUUUGCUCUGAGAUGAACACUUGAGAUUAUUUUCGCAAAAGAUCCACAAAGCGUUUGGGUCUUUAUUUCGCAAGUUUGACAAAAAUCUGUGAUUAUUUUAUGUGUUCAUCCACAACGAUGAACUAGGACGUCUUAGACUGCGUGACUGAUGGAGUGCAAUAAUUUGUCUCUAAAAAGGGUUUAUUGUUUUUCUACUUCUGUUGUGUGAUCAAACUAUUAGUCCAUUAAAUUAAUGGACCUCUUGAUUGACUGAUUCGUGGAAAUGUCUCUGAAGUAGUUUGUAUGAGUGGCUGCUUUUCUGUCGGCUUUGCCAGGUGUUCACAGUGUCUGUAGUGUCAUUUUUCUUCCUUUAGUGGAGCUCACACUGAUGAGUCUUUUACAUUCUGAAAACAACACAAGGACACUGUGUGAACCUAAAGCUCCUGAAAACGGUUGUGUUUAAUCAUAAAUGUGAAAAAGUGUUUAUUUAUAUUUAUCUGGGUUUGCUUCCUCCGGUUGCAUUUAUUUCUUAUGCCUAGCAUCUUUUCAGGACGCAUGUACGGCACUGGUUGAGGCUUUUGGCAAUCAGUGUAUGUGAAGUGAAAGGCAUAUCCGAGUAAACGAACACUGAACUGACAUAUGAUCUCCGAAGUAUUCCAUCUAUUCAAAUACAGUCUUUCCACUGUUCCCCUCUUUCCAUUACCUUUUAAAUCCCUGAGCCAAACUGCUCACAUGAAGCUUAGAUUGAGGCUGAGAUUUUAAGUGUUGAAAACGCUUUUUUAAACUGAUUUUGUUGCAUGGAGUUAGGUCAGGUCAUAAAUAAUGUACAGAUGAGCGGCUGUUUUUGUGCACAGGUGUGGGAUCUUGUGUAUAUUCUGAGGAAUGGCGACAGUAUGAAACUCUAAGGAAUUUUAAGGCAGAGGACAAGUACAAAAUUUAUUCAUGCAUUAGGAAAAAAUACAGUCACAAAAUACAGCACUGUUUGAGCAAAUAAGGUAAUGGCCUGUGUUUUUAUGCAGGAAACUUUCACUUGUGGCUUUAGCAUGAAAACAUAUUAUCUCAAUGUUUUUUUUCCCCCUUAAAUCUGUUCUAACAGGUAAAGGUCUCCAGCAGCAAAUUAAUGGGUUGCACUCAGAAGCACAAAAUCAUAUUUAAACACACUAUAUGUCUAUUUCCAUCUGUGCCACUGCUGCUCUGGUGUAACAUGUCCGGUGCUGUCGCCACCUCUGACACGUGGGGACACAUGUCUGUCCUUUACAGUAUAAAUAAACGAAGGAUUAUACAGGAGCCACAAAACGAAAGACAAAAUGAAGACAGACAAUCAAGCAAAACAGGAAGUUGAAGGAACGCGCUGAGGUCCUUUCCACACUGUAGCUAUUUAGUGUGAUAAUGGCGUUUGACAGACAGGGAACAAACACCAUUGUCACACUCCACAGCUCUGGAGGACAAAGUUUGCUCGAGAUGUGGAGAUGGUCGGGGUUGUAAAUGCAUACUGGUGGACCGGGAUCGCCUGAAGAAAAUGGAGAAAUUGGGCUGCUGGAAUCAUUAAACAGAAGGAGCUUGGAAAAACUGAAAGAAAACAGGGAAUUAUGUGUGUGUGUGUAUAUAUAAUAUAUAUAUAAAUCAAGCUUAAGUGAAAGAGACUGAGAAAAAAUGUGCCAGGUAAAUACUUGAGGCUUAUCCAGAGUGUCCAAAGUCCUGUCACGCUGCUUUUUCUUUUCUCUCUCUCUCUCUCUUUUUU